Anolis carolinensis (green anole) is the source of this 2145-nucleotide messenger RNA. It is a transcript of the gene glt8d1, whose product is annotated as glycosyltransferase 8 domain containing 1. Gene Ontology annotation, cellular component: Golgi apparatus. NCBI's taxonomy places the organism in Eukaryota, Metazoa, Chordata, Lepidosauria, Squamata, Anolidae. Gene Ontology annotation, molecular function: glycosyltransferase activity. Bases 453 to 1571 code for a protein of 372 amino acids. The record is from RefSeq and is a predicted model, not a curated record. The transcript is spliced from 10 exons.
GCCUUUCUUCACCCGCUGGAAUCCGUCGCACAGGGCCUAUAAUGGAGUGUUAGGCCGCGUCUCCAUGGCAACGCGAGGCUCUGAAGGACCCCUCCUGCUCAUGAGCUAGAGGGGGGGGGUUAGAAACCUUAGGAGUCUAACUCGUUGCCUGCUCUGUCUUUUUUAUUAAUAUAUAUUUUGGUCGUGGUUAAAAUGUUGAUAUUACGUAUUUAAACGUUAACCGGCUAUACUUUUGAUUACGGCGACGUAGGCAUUUUGUAUGAUCCCAUUAGGCACUGGGGCAGACCGCCUUUUACUAUUCCAGCUGUUCAGAGCUUAGCUGCUGUUGAGUUGGCAUUUCUUUCGCGGCUGCCAGACUGAGCGGAGAGAGGAGAGGAAUAGGAGGGAAGCUGCGCUCUGGGAAAACAAAUUUUUGAAGAAGAUUAAUUGUUAAUACAGAACAUCCAGGCAUAAUGACAUUCAGAAAAGUAAACAUUUUCAUCCUGGUGCUUGUUGUUGUCAUAUUUUUGCUAGUGCUACAUCACAACAUACUUGGUCUUAGUGAUCUCUUAAAAAGAGAAUUAUCAGAUUCAAGUCCAUUAGGACUCCAACCAAUAGAUUUUAUACCCGAGGCUCCUCAAAGGUGGACAGAAGGUCAAAAUGACAAGGAAAUCCCUGUGGUCAUUACAGCAUCUGAUGAUAGGCUUGGCGGUGUAAUUGCAGCUGUGAACAGUAUUCAGCAAAACACCAAGUCCAACGUAGCAUUCCAUAUUGUCACUCUGAAUGAUACAGUAGAUCACUUGAGGUCAUGGAUUAGUAAAACUAAUCUGAAAAAUGUGAAAUACCGAAUUUUAAAUUUUGACCCUCACAUCUUGGAUGGAAAAGUGAAAGUUGACUCAGAAAUGCCAGACUCCAUAAAACCUUUAACCUUCGCAAGGUUCUACAUGCCUAACUGGAUCCCUAAUGUGGAAAAGGCCAUUUAUUUGGAUGAUGAUGUAAUUGUGCAAGAUGAUAUCCUUGAACUUUACAACACUCCACUACAACCAGGCCAUGCAGCUGCAUUCUCAGAUGACUGUGACUCUACUUCAAAUAAAUUUGCUGUUCGUGGAGCCGGCAACCAGUAUAAUUACAUUGGGUUUCUUGAUUAUAAAAAAGAAACUGUUCGGAAACUAUCCAUGAAAGCAAGCACUUGUUCUUUCAAUCCUGGAGUCUUUGUUGCAAAUCUAACUGAAUGGAAACUACAGAACAUCACCAAGCAAUUGGAGAAAUGGAUGGUACUUAAUGUUGUAGAGGAGAUAUACAGCAGGACUCUGGCAGGCAGUAUCACUACUCCCCCUUUGCUCAUUGUGUUUUACAAACAACAUUCAAACAUUGAUCCGAUGUGGAAUGUGCGCCAUCUUGGUUCAAGUGCAGGCAAAAGAUACUCUCCACAGUUUGUGAAAGCUGCCAAACUGCUCCAUUGGAAUGGGCAUUUCAAACCUUGGGGAAGGACAGCGUCCUAUGCAGAUGUCUGGGAAAAAUGGUAUAUUCCUGAUCCUAGUGGCAAAUUCAACUUAAUUCGGAGGCACAAUGAUAUCUAUGAGGCAAAAUAAGAUGAAUUCAAUGCUUGUGUAUUAUCUCAGGAAAGAGACCAAAGUGAAAUCAGUGCUGCUUUGACCACUGUUUAUACUAAAACUGAGAAAAGCAGAUGUACUUGAAGCAGCAUGAUGAAAGAGGAGGUGCCUUCACAUUUUCCAGUGAGAUGAAAACCUCUGCAAACUAGUAUUUUGAACUAGAUGGACUCUUUAAGAGUGAUCUUCUAUGUUACAAAAUGUGUUAAAAAACUUUACCAGGAAUGCACCAAUGAAUGUGCCACAUCUCUUGCAAUGUACUCUAUUAAACAAAAGCCAUCAUUUUCUCCUGUUGCUUAACCUGUGAAUAUAGCUUUUGUGUUAGAACUUUUUGCAUUGCUUGAAAAUUCAUUCUGGAUUUUAGUGGAGGAUUUACCUUCUAAAAGCUAGCGAUUAUGUACAAUGGUUGCUUUUAAACAACCUGUCAAAGAAUCAAUGUUUUAAAAAUAUACAGGAAACCGCACAUAAAUAUGCUGUAUUCAGAUGACACUUUUCCUAUGAAUGGUAGCUUUUAUUUCAUAAGAUGUCAUUCCCUUUAAUAAACUCUUAAUUAGUU